UUUCAAGCUGAAAUCUUACUUAAUCCAAAGUUCCAUUUGACUGCCUCUAUCAAGUAGUAAAAUCAACACCGUUGAAGAAGAUACAUGAAACAUGAACUUGACAUUAUCAACAAUGAAAAAAGGUAACAAUGAAUAUGCUGUAAGAAAAUGACAAGGCAGUUGGUUGUAUUAAAGGGUAGGCUAAAGGGCAGUAGUGAAGUAUCGACAGCACUUAGUGAAAUCUAUCUGACGGAAUAAUCUGCCUCUCAAGCAUAAAUUUAUGAAUGAACUGAUACGCCACUGUGGGAGGCACUACGAGGCAAUUUUUUAAAAACAGGGGGAUGUAUUUUUCAUCAGCGUGACAAAUGAAGAUGCAGCAUCCAUUGAGGCACAAACCUCAACCCACUCGUAAUAGGGGACUAAUAAGGAAUGGAUGGCAUGCCUACUACCUCCGCUCAGAAACAUGAAUUCUGUCACUGGACCACAAUUCGGCAGUCUCCUAGAUAUAAAUACAAUGUGAGUGGAAUAUUCAUUGAAAAUUUUAAAAACUCUCCUGCUUGUUUAUUACCAAGAUAGAAAUCAACAUUCUUAGAAAAUUUUAUUGCGAAUAUUUUUCAUUUUAGACAUUUAUUUACAAAGAGUCUAUAAAGCCAGGUGCGGAAUCGGUUGAAACAUAGAUGCUGUUUGAAAAAUUCUCCUGUUGUUCAAAAUCUGCAGGUGAUGCAAUUUUAAACCAAAAAUUCUAGGAGUAAGAAUUGAGGAUUAUUUAUUUUAUUUCUGACAAAAAACUUGUUUGACAAACUGUUUAUUUCUUCUAGUGAGUGAUCCCCCUGAGGCUUUGACUCCUAUACUUUCCUGCAGAGCUGAAGAAUUUCUUCCAAAAUGAGGGGAUUUUUAGUGAUUUUGUUGUUUAGUUUUAACAUCUGCCUCAGCUUGAAAAUGGGCAAAAAUUCCAAAAAGAUGCUAAAAACUAAAAGAUGUAAGUAUACAUUUGUGGUCAAAGAAAUGGUCGACGGUGGACAUUGUCCAAAUCAAGUCCAGGAAUAUCCUCAGGCCGAUAAAACCAUGGAAAGCACCACUAUGGCCGCUCACCCCCAAAAUCCUUAUGGUAUUAUACAAAGUACAAAAAACCAUAUACUAUCAGGGUCAAAAUUCAAAGAGUUAGAAAAACGCCUGAAGACUGUGGAAAAUAUGCUAGAGGAUCAAACAGUAGAAAAUACGUAUUUAAACCAGACGAUAAUCAAACAAGAAUCUAAACUUAAAAACUGUGACAAAAUGAUGAGUGAAUACCACAAAAAUAUCACCAACAUGUACCGUUUGAUGAACCACCUGCAGCGAACCAUUAAUACCCAGAGAAAGGGGUACCAGGAACUGGAGAGGAAAGUGUCCGGCAUCGUCCUAGAUGUGGUGGAGGUCAAUAACGUACUGGAGAAAAAAGUGACUACAUUUGACAACACCGGCAGCUUGAAACGUAAAAAUAUUCAAGUGGAAACCAUUUCAAAGGUGCUAAACUGUGGACAAACUAAUCGGGAAACUACCUUCAAAGAUUGCCAGGAUGUGCUUGAGAGAGGCCACACUAUAAGUGGCGUGUACUAUAUCACCACCACCUACUCCUCCUGCUCUAUCCCUGUGUGGUGUGACAUGGACACCGCCCCAGGUGGCUGGCUAGUCAUCCAGAACCGCUUCAAUGGACAGGUAGACUUCAACAGACUCUGGGACGAAUACAGAGAUGGCUUUGGAAACAUUGCCUCUGAGUUUUGGUUAGGACUUGAUAACAUAUUCCUCUUGUCUAAUCAGGACUUCUAUGAACUGAGGUUUGAUCUAUGGGACUUUGAAGAUAACAGGGUUUAUGCCCUUUAUAAGAAUUUCAAACUUGAUGGAGCCAGAGACAGGUACAAGAUACAUGCAACUGAUUUUGAAGGCAGUGCCAAAAAUGGCAUGAGUGUGCAUCAUGGGAUGCGGUUUUCCACGCCAGAUCAGGAUAAUGACAACUGGCAUACGUACCACUGUGGUAAAGAGUGGCGGGCUGGGUGGUGGUUUAACAAUUGCUGGCAUUCCAUUCUAAAUGGUCCCUAUUACAACCAAUCAACUGUCAGAACAAGGGGAAUCUCUUGGAAUGACUGGAAGCCUGAACAACUUGCCAAAACGCAAAUGAAAAUACGACCCAGCAGGUUAUACAAGAGUGUCAAAUCAACCAAAAGUGACCAAAAUGCAUCCAAAUCAAAGCCAAAAGAUGAGGCCACAGCGCCAGCACAGAGUGAAAACUCACUAGAAAAGGUCAUUAGCAAAGUCAGACAAAAGUCAUAGGAAUUACUAGACCUAGGUUUAUAUCAAUGCACAAACCUACAGCAAACUUUAAUGUGUCUUUCAGCAGACAGUUCAAUUCUAUGUUAUCUUCCAGACGGAAAUCAAUGGAAUAUUUCAGCUACCCUCUAACAAAAUGUAAAUUAUUGUGCAAGCUAAAGACAUGCGGGCUGUGUUUACAUAAAAAUAUGAUGUUUAUCUCAUACAUUCAAAGAUUUAUCACACAUAUUGUCAGUGGAGCAGACAAGCUUAGCAUGCUUUUGCUGCCUUGGCAAAAACAGAGCAGAAACAGAGGAAGAAUGUUUAUAGAUUUUAUUGCCGCACAAUCAAAGUUACAGUGUCGAAAUUAAAAAAAAAUUGGUGAUUAUAGAUAUUAAUGAUGCAAUACAAAUUCCUUUAUUUAUUAACACCCCAAAAAAUCCCUCCACAUCUGAAGGGAACCAAGAUUGCUCAGCGGACUUCAUUUUUAACCAAAACUGCCAUUUAUUGUUGUAUGCUUGCAUUACUUUUUGCUUUAUGACAUUUUAUUACAUGUGAUUAAAAUAUGUGCCAUACUAUAGAACAGUAACUGUUGGUAGUACUCAUUCCAAAUAAGGUAUUAAGAACAAAAACUAAGAAAACUCGGAGCUAUAAAAAAAACGUUAAAAUAUUUGAUUUUUAUUUUUGUGAUCCAAAUUCUAGAAAGAAUCUUUCAUUUUUUAUAGGUACCUAUAAAGAAUGAAAACAAAAUUAAGAAAUCGUUCUUGAGUUGUCAUUGCUGUUCUAGAACAUUUCUGUGGCAAAUUUAGGGCGCCGAUAUGACUACAGUAAUUAUAUAUAUGUAAAAGUAAUGUCUGCGGUAUGUCAUAGCUACAUGGCACAUGGAGCAAGAAGACAGCAUUACUGUUAAUUCGAUUAUCUGUGGAUUAUCUUGCCAACACGUUGUCAGUUACUUUCUAUCCUUGCAUAAAGUGUCCUCUAUAUCUUGAGUACACUACGGUCAUAUGUUCCAAAUUGUAUAACGUAUAUUGCCCAAAUAUUUAAUUUGCAGAUAUUCUUAAUAUAAAAUGAUGGUACAUGUACCAUCAGAUACUCUUAGACAAAACAUCAGCAUAGUACCUUACCAGGGUGUUUGAUUAUUCAAAGAAAUCUACCAUACAUAUUCAUUUAUUUUAAUUCUCAAAUUUGUUUUAGAAGAGGGAUAAAGCACCAUUAGGUAUAACAAAAGUUGCACAAAGGUCCUUCAGUGAGUAUUACGUACCCCUCAAUUUUAAAGGAAUUUAGAAAAAAAACUGAUUUUCAAAACUAUUUUGCAUAUAUCCUUUAGUAAGGGUAACUUUCUUUUAUACCCUAGCCUCAAAGUUUUAUUGUAGCUAAACCCCCCCCCCCCUUAUUUAUACAUGCAGCAUGCUUUCUGAAGUUCUGAUAUACAUGUACCAGUGUUCAUCAAAGAAGGGUUUGUUUUGGUAAAUCUCUACAGCAUUUUAAUUUUUUCACAUCAGGAGCUCAAUAACAUGCAAAUAUAUUUCUGUAGCUUUGAUUUUAUUGUAUAUGGUCAGUUGUUCAUCUUAAUUUAUAUAACAUUUUCCAUCAAAUCUGCAGCAUUUUUGUACUUUACUAUGUAUUUUUAAAUAUUUUGUAUUAUUUAUAUGUGUUGUGAAAUCUCUGCUCUUUCAUAUAAUAAAUAUUUAAUGACAGA
This is a messenger RNA of Saccostrea cuccullata (small rock oyster), 3961 nucleotides long. Its product is annotated as techylectin-5B-like. The transcript has 2 exons. The record is from RefSeq and is a predicted model, not a curated record. The coding region runs from base 862 to 2286 and encodes 474 amino acids. Lineage: Eukaryota; Metazoa; Mollusca; Bivalvia; Ostreida; Ostreidae.